This is a messenger RNA of Helianthus annuus (common sunflower), 1413 nucleotides long. Its product is annotated as F-box protein At1g53790-like. Gene Ontology annotation, molecular function: protein binding. The transcript is spliced from 2 exons. NCBI's taxonomy places the organism in Eukaryota, Viridiplantae, Streptophyta, Magnoliopsida, Asterales, Asteraceae. The record is from RefSeq and is a predicted model, not a curated record. Bases 95 to 1282 code for a protein of 395 amino acids.
CAUCAAGAUUCAAGAUUAAUCUCGUAGGUUAAGAAUUAUAAUCAAGCAAACCCUAAUCUCUGAACCACGUUUUCACUUCAUCAAAUCUACAAUCAUGGUUGAGUUGCCUUCGGAAAUCAUGUACGACAUCUUUUCAAGAAUGCCUGUGAAAUCUUUGGCUCGUUUCCGCUGUGUAAGCAAGCCAUGGUGCAGCUACAUCAACGAUCCUUACCUUGAAACCAUGCAUGCCAAACGAGCCGCAGUGCACGAUCCCUUGCUCCUCAUGCUCCAUCAAUUAUCUUAUGGCGAACGCAACUCACCAUGCGCACUCAGUUUUUCAGAAUGUAAAGAAGAAGCAGGCCGAGCAGGUAGUUGUACCCUAGAGGUGAGAACGAAGCCACCUGCUAGUGCUAUGCCUAUGGGGUUUAUGUGUAACAGCUGGUAUAACAUAUCCGCAUGCAAUGGUCUGCUCUACGUGUCACAAUGGCACCCUGAUCGCACCACUACUUCGGUUGUGAUCCAUCCUCUAAAAAGAGAAUGUUAUGAGCUUCCGCCCAUCAGGAUGCCGUCAUCAUUUUUCUUCGAAAGCGGGCUUGGCUUUGAUGAUUCCACCAACACUUUCAAGAUGGUGUGCGUCACGAAGAGAGAACAAGUCAUGGUGCAUAUACUGGGCACAGACUCGUGGCGAAAGAUACCCAAAGUCCCAUCGUAUCCUGUAUAUGGUGUAGGCGUGUUCGCUAAUGGAUGUCUGCAUUGGUUAGCAUAUUACAAUAAAGGAAACGAACUGCCAUUAAUAAUUGGAUUUGACGUGAAAACCGAGGAAUUCGGGUUGAUUCAACCUCCCAGAAAAAUACUGCGUCAUGUCAAUCAUGGUUUUUGUGAUCCGGACUUGGCUAACUUACAUGGUCAACUUGGAUUUGUGUACACCAUGCGCUAUAGUGUGGAGGUGUGGGUAUUGAAGGAGAGAGGAUGGGUGAUGUAUUGUGAGUUCAAGCUGAAACCACCUCUUGAUGGGGGUGUCGUAAAGGUCUUAGGUUUCUGGAACAAAAGUGGUGACAUAUUAGUUACACAUCACUUAAAAGUCAAACGGUGGUUCGUUUACAACUUAAAAAGUGACAGUUUGUAUGAAGUGAGCGUCAUUGGUUGCGAAAAAGGAUGUGCAAAAGAUUUUAUAAUGUAUCAAAAUAACUUGUUUUCGACUCGUUAUUCUAUCAAAAACCCAAGGAAUUUUGGGUUAAUCGAGUUUAACGGGUCUAAAGGAUCAACAGGUUGCGGGUCAAGAGAAGAAUUGGUCCAGGGGUAAAAGAGUCAUUCUAAGCUGUUUUGGACAUGGGAAAGGAUGAAAAUCUGGGUGAUUUUGGCUGCAAAUUUAUACUGAUUUGGCAAAGGGUUUCGACCAAGUAAAGAGGACCUCUCUCUAUUCACCAAUAACAU